UGAGGGUGAGUCUCGGUCGGACGAUUCCACCGACCUAUUGUUUGUUUUUCGGUGGAAAUUAUGUCUUUAAUUAAUGAAUGUGUGUACCAAGAAUGUAAAUAUGUUUACCUGUGUUGUCCUCUAGUUUUAAGUUCAGAUUCCAGGUAACAUUACAUCGCUAACAUUGGCGCCAAAUGGCCGCUCUUUGUUGUAUGAGACUUGUUCAGUGCGUGCGUGUGUGUGUGCCUACAUGUGUAGGUAAUGAGACUUGUUCAGUGCGUGCGUGUGUGCGUGCGUGUGUAGGUAAUGAGACUUGUUCAGUGUGUGCGUGUGUAGGUAAUGAGACUUGUUCAGUGUGUGCGUGCGUGUGUGUGCAUGCGUGCGUGUGUGUGCUUAGGUGUUUAGGUAACUGUGUUAUUCUGUGUGUUUAGGCGUAAGCCAAAGAAAGACGGGAUACCGACAUUGUCUGAUUGUCGCCCGCAGUUUUGUGGUUUUAUUUUAUUUUCUAAGGUGUUAAUUAUAGCAAAUGUUGCAUGUUUUGUUCCGUCACGGAAUGGCACUUGGAAUGUACAUUUCAAUAUUUUACAGAUUGUUUGUAUCUGGCUUUUUCACUGUAAAUGGUUAAAAAUGUAUAUGUGGACAGAAAAGUUUUACAUGGCUGAGGGCGUAAGCCAAAGAAAGAUGGGAUACCGACAUUGUCUGAUUGUCGCCCGCAGGUUGGAAGGAAAAUAAAUGAAGCUGUGAACAGUGGAAAAAGUCUCCUCAUUGUGCCGACCCAGAACAGUUACACUGGUGCCGUGAACCUUCGGAUCUUCAGAUCGUCUUGAUGCUCGUCGCUGCGCUGCUGUCCUGAUCUACAGUUGAUGAUUAUUGUGUGGUCGGAUCUCAAAACAGUGUGUUUGGGUACAGUGAUUUUUUUUUUUUUCUUCUUUUUUUUUUCUCUCCCUCUUUUAUUUUCAGUGGGUCGGUAACUUUCGGUAGUAUAUUAUUUUUGUGCUAAAACACGUGUUAUUUUUUUUCCGAGUCCGUUUGUUCCGGUAUAAUUACACAACGCAAGUACAGAUCAUUAUUGGCAUCACGAUGGAUAAGUUUAUUACCCCUGUGUUAUCAAGAGGUAGGGGUAUUUUGUGUUCUGAAUCCACUAAUAGUAGGGAGGUGGGGCGUUCCAGCAUUACAGCUGAUGGGUGUACAAAUAAGGGGUUGGGUCGAGGUUUGCUGUUCACUCCUGUUGACGAGUCCAUGAGGGAGACACCUCACACUUCCACACCCAACAGUGAUGUUGAUGCCAUCCACCACCUCACUGAUAUGGUUGGGCAGUUAGGUGCCCAAAUUGGUGAAUCCAUUGUUGAAAAGCUAAUGUUUAUUCACAACACAGCUGGUGUUGUGAAUAUGCAGAGUGACUGUCAGAGUAGUCCUGCUGUGCAGAACACACACAAUGGAGUUAGCAAGCAUGAUCUCCAGCAUUUGACAGUUCAAGUUAAGUCAGAUAAGGACCUCCAGACAUUUAGAGGUGACAACACUGACAGGUAUUCAGUGCAAGACUGGAUUGUUAUGACUAAGACUUUCCUCAAGAGACACAAUGUUAUUGUAGAUGAUCAGACGGAGGAAAUCUUGAACCAUUUGAUGGGCAAAGCCAGGGAUGUAGUGCAGAUAGCAUUGCGCAGUGAUCCUGGACUGAAUGUUAGACAGAGACCUGAACUAAUAUACAAUAUCCUACUCCAGUAUUUCAGUGAUGCUCCGUCAUGUCUCCCUCUUGCUGACUUUUAUGCUACUCUGCCCAAGCACAGAGAGAACCCAGUAGACUACUGGAUAAGACUGAACAAAGCAGCAGACCUGGCUCUUGAGGGUCUUCACAGACAAGGAAAACGGGCAGAGAACAUGUAUGAUGAAGUGGCUCUCAUGUUUGUCAAACACUGUCCUGACCCGGAACUAUCCUGCAUUUUAAAGUGUAAGCCACUUCAUGAGUGGACGUCCCGUGAUGUUCAACAGAGAAUCGAUGACUACCAGGGAGAGUCAAGGGCUAAUAGAAGGGCUGCUGGUACUGCACAGUUAAAGAGUCACAUCACCGCUGUGGCCUCUGAGCAGGCCGGUCCACCGUCAGUAAGCCUGCCAGUGUCUGAAGAGUGUCGCGCCCCAGUUCCCUCUCCUCUCUUUCCCCAAGCUCAGCGUCAUGUGUACUGUUCCCCUCUCACUCCCCCAAUGUCUGCCUCUGUUCCAAAUGAACACCAGCGUUCCCCAAGCCUUACCCCUGCUACAGCAGUGGUGCAAAAUCUUCAACAGACAGAAGAAAGACUUCUCACCCGCAUGGUUGACAUGUUCCAGAUGAUGAUGGAUAAGAUGCAGCGAGGCGACACUGAUCAUCAAAGUCAAGGUGGGAGAUUCCAGCGUGCCACACGGGGUCGACGUCCCAGGGAGGCAGCCUGUAGAAUUUGUGAUGAUCCGCGCCACACCACCAUUUCCCACUGCAUGUCUGACAGACUGUGCUUCACCUGUUUUGCUCCUGGCCACACCAAACUGAACUGUACUGCCAAUAACUCCCCCAGCCCCAGUCUGAGGGAAACCAGCUGACCUGUAUUCGGAGGGAGGCAGUACGGGUCUUUACACAAACUCCCUAUUUGAUGACAUGUCUGAUGCUGAAACGGUUUACACAUCCACCAAGGCCUCCUGCAAUGACUCUGAAGUUGUUUAUCAGAAUAUUCACAGUUAGACAGAGUGACAGUCUCUUUUACACACCUGUGACUGUGGGUGGGGUUGUUACAUUGGGUGGCAUGAUGGACAGUGGUUCGAUGGCCUGCAGCAUUAGUGAGACAGUGGAAAUGAGAUUGAGGGAGACUGGUGUACUAUCUGGCCAAAAUCAAAUCGAUGUGAAUGUGACUCUUAUUGGUUGUGGGGGUUUACGUGUGAAGCCAAAGUGUGCUUUUGACAUUGAAAUGGAAGUGUAUGGCUGUAAAAUGCUGGUCCCCACACUUGUUGUCCCUGGUCAACAGGAUGAGUUAAUCCUGGGAACUAAUGUUUUAAAAUACAUUCUACACCAGUCUAAAAGAUGUGACUCGUUUUGGAGAACAGUUUCUGGUCCCUGCUCACACACAGAUCCAGAAGUGGAAUGUUUCCUUUCCAUGCUGGCUGGCCUGAACCCCUGGAGAGGUGAGGAUGCUCCUGACAGGAUUGGCACAGUCAGGUGCAACUCUGCUGUCUGCCUGAAGCCUGGUCGUGAGUACCUCAUCUGGGGAAAACUACCCAGGAACACUGCGGUUUCACCAGGCAGCGCCGUCAUAACUGAGCCGACGUCAUCCCGCUCAGCUCCUAGAGGUGUGUUGGUUGCGAGGAUCGUGUCUCCAAUGUGGGGAGAUAGGUGGGUCCCUCUAAAACUCAUUAACACUUCUGACAGGCCUGUGCUAUUGAGGCGCAAUGCUAAACUGGCUGAUGUUUACUCCUGUGUUGCCCUUGAAGACAUGGAUGUUGCCCAACUCUCAGGAGCUCCCCUGCUCAGUUGCACCCAAUCAGCUACGCCACCUGCUGCUGAUAUUGACUCUGUGAUAGACAAGCUCAAGUCGGUUGGACUGUGCAACAUUGACAUUGAGUCGUGUGAGGUGUCAGAACAUUGUAAGAAGAGGCUGGCUCAUCUUGUUUUGCAGUAUGAAGAUGUCUUUUCACGCCACCAACUGGACUGUGGGGAGGCAAAGGGUUUUGUGCAUCGCAUUCAUCUGUCUGACAGCAGGCCAUUCAGGCUCCCAUACAGGAGAGUUCCUCCUAGCCAGUACCAGAAGCUGCGUCAAGUACUGAGUGAGAUGGAGCAAAGAGAAAUCAUCAGAAAGUCAACCAGCGAGUACGCAUCGCCACUGGUGCUGGUGUGGAAAAAAAAUGGAUACCUCCACAUCUGCACAGACUUUCGCUGGUUGAAUAAGAGGACUCUGAAGGAUGCUCAUCCCCUUCCCCACCAAGCGGAUUGUUUGGCCGCUCUGGGAGGCAACUGUCUUUUCAGUACCAUGGAUUUGACUUCGGGUUUUUAUAAAAUGCCACUACAUGAAGAUGAUAGAAAGUAUUCUGCCUUUACUACUCCCAUGGGUUUAUAUGAAUACAAUCUUCUUCCCCAGGGUCUCUGCAACAGUCCUGGUAGUUUCAUGCGCAUGAUGACCAGUAUUUUUGGGGACCAAAAUGAUCUAAGUCUGUUGUGCUGUUUGGAUGAUUUGUUGGUGUUUGCACCUGAUGAGGACAUUGCAUUGCAGCGCCUAGAAAUGGUUUUUGACAGGCUGCGCAGUCAUAACUUAAAGGCCUACUGAAAUGAAUUUUUUUUAUUUAAACGGGGAUAGCAGAUCUAUUCUAUGUGUCAUACUUGAUCAU
Entelurus aequoreus (snake pipefish) is the source of this 4320-nucleotide messenger RNA. RefSeq lists its product as uncharacterized. The coding region runs from base 2598 to 4259 and encodes 553 amino acids. The record is from RefSeq and is a predicted model, not a curated record. NCBI's taxonomy places the organism in Eukaryota, Metazoa, Chordata, Actinopteri, Syngnathiformes, Syngnathidae. The transcript has 2 exons.